Messenger RNA from Ophidiomyces ophidiicola, 1671 nucleotides. It is a transcript of the gene ARO8, whose product is annotated as Aromatic/aminoadipate aminotransferase 1. Gene Ontology annotation, molecular function: pyridoxal phosphate binding; aromatic-amino-acid:2-oxoglutarate transaminase activity; L-2-aminoadipate:2-oxoglutarate transaminase activity. The coding region runs from base 1 to 1671 and encodes 556 amino acids. The transcript has 7 exons. The record is from RefSeq and is a predicted model, not a curated record. Lineage: Eukaryota; Fungi; Ascomycota; Eurotiomycetes; Onygenales; Onygenaceae. Gene Ontology annotation, biological process: L-tyrosine biosynthetic process; aromatic amino acid catabolic process.
AUGUCUCCCCAUGCUGCCCCAGACGCUGCGACCGCCGCUGCCAAGGUCGAUGUCAAUGGCACUGCAGUACCACAGCCCUUGACCGUUAGCGGAGUCCCCGCCCGCAGGGCCAAAACCACCCUGCCUGCAGGCGUGGCGGCAUACGCUGACAGUGAUAUGUUCAAGAGUUCGGCCUGUUACACCAAGCCAAAGGCUCGACGAUGGGAUGAUUAUAUCUCUACCGAAAGCAAGUCGCGAAUGGUAUGUGCUUCCAACCCUGAUGACGAGUCGAGGCGAGCUGACCCCUGGCCGGAAAUCCAGGCAUCUUCCUUGAAACAAGCUGCUCAUUACCUUAAACAGCCUGGAUUGAUAUCCCUUGGGGGAGGUCUCCCCUCUUCUGACUACUUUCCUUUCGAUGAGAUCUCUAUCAAAGUUCCCGUUGCGCCUCACUUCUCAGAGAAGGAAACGCAUGAGUCUGGGCAAAUCAUCACUGCCGGGAAGUAUGACAUUCAAGAAGGCAAAAGCGAUUUUGAUUUGGAGAUCUGUUUGAACUAUGGACAAUCAGUCGGAGCCGCGCAGAUGUUGCGUUUCGUCACGGAACACACGGAGAUCGUCCACAACCCCCCGUAUUCUGACUGGCAAUGCUCGCUUUCCGCUGGUAAUACCGCUUCGUGGGACAUGGUGCUACGUAUGUUCUGUGAGCGUGGCGACUAUAUCUUAACCGAAGAGUACUCAUUUUCCAGUGCCCUGGAAACAGCGCUGCCUCAAGGACUUCGCCUCGCCCCAGUUAAAAUGGACGAGCAAGGCAUCCUCCCCUCUGCUCUCGAAGAAAUUCUGAGCAAUUGGGAUGUUUCUUCACGAGGCGCCCGGAAGCCGUUUGUACUUUAUACCGUUCCAUCCGGUCAAAAUCCAACCGGCGCUACCCAAAGUGCUGAACGUAGAAAGGAGGUGUAUAAGAUUGCGCAAAAACAUAACAUCAUUAUUGUUGAAGAUGAGCCAUACUACUUCCUUCAAAUGCAGCCAUAUAAGGGCGCAAAUGCACCACAGGAUCCAGCUCCGGCCAAUCACACCGAAUUUUUAAAGGCUUUGAUUCCAUCUUUCUUAAGCAUGGAUGUUGAUGGACGGGUUGUGCGGCUUGAGUCAUUCUCCAAAGUCUUGUCCCCUGGUUCUCGUGUUGGGUGGGUCGUCGCGUCCGCGCAGAUUAUCGAGCGCUUCCUGCGAAAUGCAGAGACGUGCACGCAAAACCCAAGUGGAAUGGCCCAGAUCAUUCUCUUCAAGCUUCUCGACGAAGCUUGGGGCCAUGAGAAAUACUUGGAGUGGCUGAUCUUUCUCCGAAUGGAGUAUACUGCUCGAAGAAACGUCAUGCUGGAGGCCUGCGAGAGUUUCUUACCAACAAGCAUCGCAAGUUGGACGGCGCCGGCAGCAGGCAUGUUUCACUGGAUUAAAAUCGAUUGGACAAGACACCCGCUUGCUCGUGCUGGCAAGUCCUACGAUAUUGUCGAAGAGGCUAUCUUCAAGGCAGCUGUUGAUCAAGGAGUGCUGGUCUCACGUGGCAGCUGGUUUGCCGCAGAUCAUUCUAAGCCACCUAUCGAUAUGUUCUUCAGGGCGACCUUUGCUGCUGCCCCUGCGGAUAAGAUUCAGCAAGCCAUCAAGCGUUUCGGGGAGACCCUGACAGCACAAUUUGAACUCUAA